CACAGAGGGAGGAAGAAGCGGCGGCGGCGGCUCCUCUUUGCAGAGGUGGAAACUCCGAGGGAUAAGAGCAGGAAUAAUGCGGUAGGCUAGGCGGGCUGCUCGCUCCCGGCUCCGGCAGCAGCGGCAGCAGCCCGAGCAGCGGCAGCAGCAGCGGCAGCACCUCAGACGCUGACAGCCCCGCCGGCCGGCUCCCUCGCUGACCGCCGACUGUCAAUGGAGCUGGAAAACAUCGUGGCCAACACGGUCUUGCUGAAAGCCAGGGAAGGGGGCGGAGGAAAGCGCAAAGGGAAAAGCAAGAAGUGGAAGGAAAUCCUGAAGUUCCCUCACAUUAGCCAGUGUGAAGACCUCCGAAGGACCAUAGGGGGCGGUUCCUGGCUCCUCCUCUACAGUUGGCAAGGAUACAGUCAUUCCACCCUCCCAGACAGAGAUUACUGCAGUUUGUGUGACAAGCAGCCAAUUGGGAGGCUGCUUUUCCGGCAGUUCUGCGAAACCAGACCUGGGCUGGAGUCUUACAUUCAGUUCCUGGACUCAGUGGCAGAAUAUGAAGUUACUCCAGAUGAAAAACUGGGAGAAAAAGGGAAGGAAAUUAUGACCAAGUACCUCACCCCAAAGUCCCCAAUUUUCAUCGCCCAAGUUGGCCGGGACCUGGUCUCCCAGACGGAGGAGAAGCUCCUUCAGAAACCCUGCAAAGAACUCUUUUCUGCCUGUGUGCAGUCUGUCCACGACUACCUGAGGGGAGAACCCUUCCACGAGUACCUGGACGGCAUGUAUUUUGAUCGGUUUCUCCAGUGGAAGUGGUUGGAAAGGCAACCGGUAACCAAAAACACUUUCAGGCAGUACCGAGUACUAGGAAAAGGGGGCUUUGGGGAGGUCUGUGCCUGCCAGGUUCGGGCCACGGGUAAAAUGUACGCCUGCAAGCGCUUGGAGAAGAAGAGGAUCAAAAAGAGGAAAGGCGAGUCCAUGGCCCUGAAUGAGAAGCAGAUCCUAGAGAAGGUCAACAGUCAGUUUGUGGUCAACCUGGCCUAUGCCUACGAGACCAAGGAUGCACUGUGCUUGGUCCUGACCAUCAUGAACGGGGGGGACCUGAAGUUCCACAUCUACAACAUGGGGAACCCGGGCUUCGAGGAGGAGCGUGCCCUGUUCUAUGCGGCAGAGAUCCUGUGCGGCCUGGAAGACCUCCACCGUGAGAACAUCGUCUACAGAGAUUUGAAACCUGAAAAUAUCCUGUUAGACGAUUACGGCCACAUUAGGAUCUCGGACCUGGGCCUAGCCGUGAAGAUCCCGGAGGGAGACCUGAUCCGCGGCCGGGUGGGCACUGUCGGCUACAUGGCUCCAGAGGUCCUGAACAACCAGAGGUACGGCCUGAGCCCCGACUACUGGGGUCUGGGCUGCCUCAUCUACGAGAUGAUCGAGGGCCAGUCGCCCUUCCGCGGCCGCAAGGAGAAGGUGAAGAGGGAGGAGGUGGACCGCCGCGUCCUGGAGACCGAGGAGCUGUAUUCGCACAAGUUCUCCGAGGAGGCCAAGUCCAUCUGCAAAAUGCUGCUCACCAAAGAUGCACAGCAGAGGCUGGGCUGCCAGGAGGCAGGGGCAGCGGAGGUCAAGAGACACCGCUUCUUCAGGAACAUGAAUUUCAAGCGCUUAGAAGCCGGGAUGAUGGACCCUCCCUUUAUUCCAGAUCCCCGGGCCGUGUACUGCAAGGACGUGCUGGACAUCGAGCAGUUCUCCACCGUGAAGGGUGUCAACCUGGACCACACAGACGACGACUUCUACUCCAAGUUCUCCACGGGCUCCGUACCCAUCCCUUGGCAAAGCGAGAUGAUCGAAACAGAGUGCUUUAAGGAACUGAAUGUGUUUGGACCUAACGGUACCCUCUCGCCGGACCUGAACAGAAGCCACCCUCCGGAACCGCCAAAGAAAGGGCUGCUCCAGAGGCUCUUCAAGCGUCAGCAUCAGAACAAUUCCAAGAGUUCAGCCAGUUCCAAGACCAGUUUUAACCAUCACAUAAAUUCAAACCAUGUCAGUUCAAACUCCACCGGAAGCAGCUAGCUGCAGCUCUGGCCUGAAGUCCACGGUGGGACCAGCCUAGACCCUUCUCCUUAGAAGCGGACAUGUGACCGGUGGAGCUUCCGCCCUGGCGGGCGGGCGGGGGAGCCCUCCAGGAGCCGGGGAAGGAGGCCGUCCAGCCCCGAGAUGGGGAGCCUCCAGGUUCCUCAAAGAGAUUUCCACUCAGGUCUGUGUUCGGAGGCGGCCCGCAAGCCAAGGUGGAUUGGCUGUGUCUCUGUCGAACAUUGCAAUAGAAAUCCAAUUGGAUACAACUUGCACGUAUUUUAACAGCGUCAUAACUAGAACUGAAUUUUGUCUUUAUUAUUUUUAAAGAAAAGUUUUGUAAAUUUCUCUAUUGUUUCAGUUUACAUUUUGUAUAUUUGUAUUUAAAUGAAAGUCAGACUUUGAGGGUGUAUAUUUUCUGUGCAGCCACUGUUAAGCCAUGUGUUUUAAGACAUUUUAGAGGGGUGGCGGGUGGGGAAGGGUGUAAAAAAAAAAAAAAACUGUGACUCAAGACUUCCAGAGCCUCAAAUGAGAAAAUGUUUUUAUUAAAUGUAGAAAAUGAUUCCCA
Messenger RNA from Mesoplodon densirostris (Blainville's beaked whale), 2614 nucleotides. It is a transcript of the gene GRK5, whose product is annotated as G protein-coupled receptor kinase 5. Lineage: Eukaryota; Metazoa; Chordata; Mammalia; Artiodactyla; Ziphiidae. Gene Ontology annotation, molecular function: ATP binding; G protein-coupled receptor kinase activity. Gene Ontology annotation, biological process: protein phosphorylation; signal transduction; regulation of signal transduction. The coding region runs from base 214 to 2046 and encodes 610 amino acids. The record is from RefSeq and is a predicted model, not a curated record. Gene Ontology annotation, cellular component: cytoplasm. The transcript is spliced from 17 exons.